AUGCCAAUCGACACAAAACGCAAAGCCGAAAACGAAGAGCCUCGAGCUGACGGCUCUGACUACGACAGCGAUCGCUCGGAAGAGCCUGACUUCAUCAAUGUCGACUUUGACUUCCGGGCGCCUGAAGAGAUCGACUUCCUCGCGCUAAAGCGACUCUUGCAACAGCUCUACUAUACACACAAUACCAAGCUCGACCUGUCGUCAUUAGCGGAUCAUAUCGUAAAUUCUUCCACCUCGCAAGGCGUGGGUACUACGAUUAAGGUCGUUGAUGAUGAGGACCAGGAUCCUUACGCUUUCGUCUCUGCCAUCACGCUCUCAAGCGAGAAGAAAGAAGGAUCGGAAGCGGCCAACAGCUUGACCAAGUACCUGCUUGAAGUUUCUUCCAAGCCUUCAAGCAAGUCUCUACACGACGUGAUCAAGAGUGCAGCAUCAAGCACAUCGACAAAUGCACCCAUCAUCGCAGUGCUGCACGAACGUAUGGUCAACAUGCCUCCUCAGGUCGCACCACCUCUGUACAAGAUGCUGCUCGAAGAGGUCCGCGCUUCGAUUUCUUCCAUCUCUUCAGCGACGCCUUGGCACUACCUGUUCUUCUCGCGCGUGUUCUCUGCGGAUGCAUUCUCGGAGGAGGAAGCGAUGGAUGAGGACGACGAUGACGAGCCCUCAGGUUUGGCAGGCGCAAGGAAGAGGAAAGCUAAGCUUGCUCGUAGGGAGGCUAAGAAGGCGGGAGCUAAGAAGGAUGCUCCCAAGGCACGCGGUAUUUCGGAUGGUAUGGCUCUCGGUGGCCCUUCAGCUGAUGAGGAGUUGGGUCUCUUCCACCCUGAAGAUAUUGCUAUUUCCAAGGCGGCGAGUCAUUCCUUGACCUACCGAUUCCCACCACCUCCAGAUGCUUCGGACAGCUUCGAGGCUCCGCUUUUCGGUCGCAUUGCUCUUGUACCUGCUGAAAAGAUGGACUCGCUUUUGCAACAGAUCGAAGCCGAUCUGUCUGCACCUAUGCCACAGUAA
This is a messenger RNA of Ustilago hordei, 1002 nucleotides long. RefSeq lists its product as uncharacterized. The transcript has a single exon. Bases 1 to 1002 code for a protein of 333 amino acids. The record is from RefSeq and is a predicted model, not a curated record. Lineage: Eukaryota; Fungi; Basidiomycota; Ustilaginomycetes; Ustilaginales; Ustilaginaceae. Gene Ontology annotation, cellular component: nucleus.